This is a messenger RNA of Chenopodium quinoa (quinoa), 5054 nucleotides long. Its product is annotated as pentatricopeptide repeat-containing protein At2g29760, chloroplastic-like. Gene Ontology annotation, biological process: RNA modification. Gene Ontology annotation, cellular component: intracellular membrane-bounded organelle. The record is from RefSeq and is a predicted model, not a curated record. The transcript has 3 exons. Gene Ontology annotation, molecular function: protein binding; RNA binding. Lineage: Eukaryota; Viridiplantae; Streptophyta; Magnoliopsida; Caryophyllales; Amaranthaceae. Bases 769 to 2580 code for a protein of 603 amino acids.
CACUCUCCCUAUUUUACUUUCAGUUUUUUUAUAUAAAAUAUUCUUUUGAACUUUUUGAUUAUUUGCCCCCUUUUUUAGCCUGCUUAUGCAUUUGAGUUGGUUUAUAUAUUAAGCCUCUCAUUAAGUAAUACUCCAUUUGAGUAGUAUCACAUCAUCAGUACUGUAUAAUGUUGUAAAUUUGGGAUUUUUGCUUGAUAAUAUUCUACAUUGCUUGAGUUCAGCACAUAGUAGAAUGCAAUUACAAUUACGAUUACAAUUCAUUGAAUUUCUCUUGUUAUGUAUAUGAAUUGAAGAUUGAGCUGAAUUAUGUGGUUGAUUGAGAUUAGGUUUUCAAUUUCACAAUUAGGGUUUGUGCUGCUCAACAAGUUGAGAUCUUUGAAUUGUGAAUUGUUGUUCGAAAAAUCAUCAAAUUAUGAAAUGUAGAUUGUUAUGGGUAUUUAGGUUUUUACAAAAAUAAAAAUAGUAUAUUACAUCUUGCUGAGUGUAUUGGUUGUUGAUUCAAUUUGGGAUUUUUAUUGGGUUACUCUCUGACAAUCAUGUUAUACAAUCUCUGAAUGACAUCAAAGAAGAGUUUAUAAGUUAGGUUUUUUAAUUGUGGCAUCAGCUUAUUUGCACGGCGUAAAUUCCUGUCGUCCUAUAUUGCAACUCAAUCUUUGGUCAAGAUUACCUCAAGCUGCCUAUGUAUCUAUCCAGGUUUACAUCAGCAAAUUUUGUAAACGCAUCAAGUUGAUUACGUCGUAUUUUGUUCGAGCAUUUUAAAAAAAACUAAUGUACUUGAAAUCCAAUUCACCUGAUUUCUUCGAAUUGUAUAAUCUCCUACAAGGGCAUAAUAUCUCUCGAUGUCACCUCCUCCAAAUCCAUGCCCGAAUCAUCUGUUUAGGUGCUCAUCAACACAGUCAUAUAGCAACUCGUCUAAUUGGGCGUUACUCUCUUCCGAUUGCUUUGCGUGUGUUCAAACAAUUGCGAGCCCCAAGGAUAUUUCCUUUCAAUGCCAUUAUCAGAAUCUUGUCUGAAGAAAAGAGUCAAUCCUCCCUUACUGUUUCUUUCUUUAAACGUUUAAAACAGCAGCCACUUUUUCCUAAUGAUUUUACCUUUUCUUUCCUCCUAAAAGCUUGCAUCCACUCUGGCAAUGCUGACUAUGUAAGUCAAUUCCAUACCCAGAUCAUGAAAGCUGGUUUUCUGGGUAAUUCGGCGGUUUGCAAUGGCCUUGUUGCUGCAUACGCAAAGGGUCUAAAAGACUUUAUAUCAGCUCACAAGGUGUUUGAUGAAAUGCCUGAGAAAAAUAUGGUGUUUUCCUGGACCUGUUUGAUUGAUGUUUAUGCUAAGUCUGGUCUAUCUGAGAAAGCUUUGCAGCUGUUUUUUCUGAUGGUUAAAGGAAACAUGACACCAGAGAAUGAAACCAUGGUCAGUGUUCUAUCUGCUUGUUCAAAGCUGGAUAUUGGUGAGUUGGAGAACUGGAUAGAGAAACUUACAGACACUGUAAAGGACUACGGCCCUGUUAGCUCCACUGGUGACUCGAUCAACAUGGUGCUUACUUAUUUGUAUGGAAAAUGGGGUAAUGUGGACAAAAGCAAGGAAGCUUUUGAUAGAAUUGGUGAUAAUGGUAAAACAAGUGUGGUAGCGUGGAAUGCUAUUAUUGGUGCCUAUGUUCAAAAUGGUUGUGCACUGGAGGCAUUGAGUCUUUUUAAGGUGAUGAUAGAUAAUCCUUAUGCAAGUCCAAACCAUGUUACGAUGGUAAGUAUCCUCUCUGCUUGUUCUCAAGUAGGGGAUAUUGAUCUUGGUAUUUGGGUUCAUGAGUACAUGAAAUCUCGAGGACGAGAAAACGUGCUGUGCACAAACUCAUUCUUAGCGACUGCUAUGGUUGACAUGUAUUGUAAAUGUGGUGAUCUGAGCAGAGCUAAAAAGGUUUUUCAGUCUUUGCUUUCAAAGGAUGUUAUAUCGUAUAGUGUCAUGAUUAUGGGUCUGGCUGUGAAUGGUGAAGGACAAGAAGCAUUAACCCUUUUCAAUGAAAUGCUGGACUGUGGGCUCUGUCCCAAUAGUGGAACAUUUCUUAGUAUCUUAUGUGCAUGUUGUCACUCAGGGUUGUUAGAGGUAGGGCGCCAAAUUUUUCAAGAUAUGAAAAUAAGAUUUUCUAUCUCACCUCAAUUGGAACACUAUGCUUGUUAUAUUGACCUCCUGGCUCGAGUUGGUCAUAUUGAAGAAGCCCUUGAUGUUGCCAAAUCCAUGCCCUUUAAACCUAAUAAUUUUGUUUGGGGUGCCUUGCUUGGAGGUUGCCUGCUUCAUUUUAAGGGAAAACUUACUCAAGACAUGUCCAGAAAACUAAUCGAAGUUGAUCCACAAAAUUCUGCUGGCUAUGUCAUGCUAUCUAAUUCUUUGGCUCGUGAUCAUGAAUGGAGUGAAGUUUCAGGCCUAAGGCAGUUGAUGAAGGAGCAGAGGGUGAAAAAGCACCGUGGCUGUAGCUGGAUUUGCAUUGAUGGGCUUGUCCAUGAAUUUCUGGCUGGACCCUGUUCACAUCCUUAUGUUGCAAGCAUCAAUGGCAUGUUGGGUUUUUUGUUGAAGGAAAUGAAGUUGCCGAGUUAGCAGAUAAUAAAUGAGCUCUGCCGUAUUGAGAUGCUUGACAUAUGCCGUAAAAUUUGCGCAAUAUAUCCAACUAAUGUGGAGAUGCAGAGAAAUGUGAGCUUCUCGAUUUUCUUUCAGCAAUACCCUGAAACUGCAACCAUGAUAGUACUAUCGAUGAACUUGGAGAGAUGUAAACAAAAUUUGUAAGGGAGACUCUUUCAUUAAAUAAUCUAGCAUCUAAUUCUUAUGCUUACAACACUUUGCUCAUUUUUUAUGACAUAGUUAAUCAUUGAAGCAUUUUUUUUUCCCUAUUGCCAUUGUCUUGUUAUUCUGUAGGACCUGGGGGCAGAAAUUUUCUAUACAUAUUAUUAUGGCAUUGACUUUAGUCUAGUCCUAGUGUUGUUGCACAUUAACAUCCAUACCUAUUGGGGAUGUAUCUGUAUAAUUGCUUGUAUUUGAGCUGCAUGAAUUGUCAUGCUGUUGUAUUGUUUAAAUUAUGCAAUUUUAUAAAAUAGAGAAAAUAGAAAGACCCAUUCAGAUAAGGGAAGGGUGAGGAAUUGCUGGCUCCUUUCUUAACCAUACUUCUUGAAUCAACCAAGUAAAUCAGCAACAGCACUAUAUGGUUGUAUCACAUUUAUGCUUCUGACAUGAUUAUCAGCAUGUAUUGCAGAGCUUUGUGCUAUAAAUCUAUAAUGUAUCACAUAUGUUAUGCGACCUUCCAUGAGGUCCAUGAGGUGUUAUUUGGGCCAUAUUGUCAAUUGUAUAUAUGGACUUGAAUGCUUGGAACAUAUAUUUAUAUUGUCCAUGCAAAUCAAGGUUGGGGUUUGUGUGCAUAUCCCAGAGUGUUCCACUGUAGUUACUAGUUAGUUAAUGAUGCAGCUAUUCUUCUAGAGAUUGUCAAUGAGCUAUCUUCUAACCUUCAGAGUGUUCCACUGUAGUUGGUUGUUGCAGCUAUUGCAUUUUCUAGGGAUAAUCAAUAAGCUAUCUUUGAACCUAUAAAGAACUUGAACCAAACCUUUAUAAUAUCUUUAUUUUAGAGCCUGAAGUAUUAAUGAAUAAGAGUGUGGUUGGAUUACUAUAUAUUGUCCGUAGCAGUAAGACAUGCUAGGACAGCCAAAUAGCCAAUUGUGGCUAACACUGGUGCUUAUAUUGCACCUGUAAAGUGUAAAUGGGUAAAUUAGAGGUGUGGCUUGAAAUUCUUAUUUAAUCAUGGAGGGUGUAGAGAAGGCUUCAGUGGUCAAUACCUGUUAUUGUGUAAUUGUGUUAACAUGGGUCAAGUAUUCUUAUAUACUCCUAUUUUUAGUUGUGGUACAGUAUCUGAUUCUGACGUGUGUUAGUAAUUCGCACACUAUAGCUAUGGAUGUUCCUUACAUUUCGAAGCUUUUAAGAGAUUCGCUCUGGCAUUUUUCUUUCUGGUUUUCAUGUGUUUAACUAUGAUAGUUUUUUUUAAUUGUGACAGACUUUGCAACGUAAGUUUCAUGUGCCUGACGAUCUGACAUAUACUAAUGUUUAGCAGCUUGACCGCUGUUAGCUAUUCUAAUAGUGCUCUGUUUUUUUGUGCAUGUUUUUUCCCCUCUCUCUUUUAAAUUUUCUUCCCUGGAUUAUCUUAAUCCUUAAUGCAGGUGACAGAACUAUUAACUUAAUUUUAAACGUAAGAGGCUUUCGAUCUUAUCGAUUUUUGGUACCCUUGCAAGUUACAACAAUCCUAGAAGAAGUAUUAUAGUUUGCAUGCCCUAGGUCUUUUAAGAGAAAUGCCACUGGAUCGGAGCUUUGGCUGUAGCAAAAAUGAAGACUGCUGCAUUUAUUUCAGUCACUUGUAGUGAGUUAGAGACUCAGUUGGUGCCUUUAGCCUGGAAUUGCUGCAUUCAAACUAGCUUUCUUUCAUUUGUAUUUUGGUUCUAAUCAUUCUAUAUCUUACCAAGGUCAGAAUUUCUGUUUCAUCCUAUGCUUUCAUUUUCUUGUGUUGUACUCGCUCUUCACAAAUUGGAUCUUCAAUUUUAGUAAGUGUAAGGAAACUCUAUCUCCACCCUAUGAACAUCUAUAUGCAAUUAUUCAAGCGCUUUGUUGUUUUUGCAGAUUGAACUGAUUAUUCUGUCAGUCUUAUCAGCUGUUCUCAAAAUUUUAUCCGAGGAACAAUGAGGAAUGGCAAGGACCAAUUUACUGAUCAAUCCCCCAUAUUAAAUGUAUUCUAUUCAGGUGUGUAUCACAGCGCAAGGGAGUUGAUUGACUGCCCUGAAGGUCUUUGCCUCUUUGGUGUAGUCAAUAAGGGCCAGAGUCCAGAGACCCCUCGAUUCCCCCCUUAAUGAGAAGAUUAUUGAAAGAUAAGCAUAUAUUCUUGAAUCAUAUUAAUGUGGCCCAAACCUGUAUAAUUGUGUUCAAAUUUGUAUCAUGAAUUAGAUAUAUAGUUGAAAUCUCUAUUUUAAUCUUGAUAUUUGGAAAUCUUGUGGUCUCUUUUCUUGCUCUUCUCAGAAAUUUGGUGCAAAAUAACCCAGAAU